Molecule: messenger RNA, 1662 nt
Organism: Carassius carassius (crucian carp)
Lineage: Eukaryota; Metazoa; Chordata; Actinopteri; Cypriniformes; Cyprinidae
Exons: 4
Coding region: 146-970 (274 amino acids)
Cellular component (GO): cytoplasmic stress granule; nucleoplasm
Molecular function (GO): RNA binding
Source: RefSeq, a predicted model, not a curated record
CACACCGGAAACUGUCAUCCCCCCAUUCCCCUUGGUGACUGUCACUUCCGUGUGAUCGCAUUAAGCAACACGCCGCUGCGCGACACACUCACGUACACACACUGAAGUCUCAACCGUGGUCAAAAACCGGAUUUAUCACACCGAAAUGCAUAUCAAAACAGGUACCUGGGAGUCAAGCAAUGCAGCGUGCGAGUCCGACCCCUUGUGUGAUCCGGCUGUCUUAGUGUCACCCCAUAAACCAGAACCUCAGAUCCGAAACCGUCGCCUCUCCCCCGGCUCUGGCAGCUGUGGUGGGGGAGGAGGGGGCUGUCCCUCUGGGAUGGAUAAACGUCAAGGCUCCACGAGUAGCCUGGAAGGUUCUCUGAAUGGGGUGGGUCACACCCAGACCUUCACGUCGAGAGAGCGUCGACUCCACAAUAAGUCAAGAAGCUUUCGGCGUGAUGGUCCGAGGGCGGGCCCACGCUCAGAUGAGAGACACACCAGAACCGGUCAGAAGGAACGAUGGGUAGACAACAGCCUGUCUUUACUCAGACCUCCACCUGCUUUCCCAGUGAAAGACAGCCCUGCCAAACUGCAGCCGGCCGUCAGCUACGCCUCCAAAGUGAAAGCAGGAGGAGGUUCUGUGGGGGCGACUGAAGAGCCCCCUGGUAUCGGGGUUUUGCUGCAGAACCAGUGGGGACUCAGCUUCAUCAGCGACAGCCCGGAGGCAGAUACUCCCCAGGAGAAGAAUCCCGUUUUCCAUCCGGUUGCUGGAGAGGUUACUGUAAAACCCGCCCAUGUCUCUUCAGAGUCUCUGCCUGGUCAGGUCACGAGAGGCUCCGAGAGUUCAGAAGAGCUGCUGCUCAGCUGUCGCCACCUGGAGGAAGCAUUGGAGUAUCACACACAAGAAUGGAAAGCAAUAUAUUGGAGACAAAAACAAGACCCUGCAAAGAUUGUAUGGUACAAGAACGCCCUGGAGUCACCCGCCUAGCACACAAACACGCAUACACACACAAUCAAGACACACACACACACACCCCACACUCAGGUUCUCAUCCCCUCAACAUUUCUACCGAGACACUUUGGACUUGUUUCCCUAUGAAGAUAGAUGUCUUGGACUUCUCGGUUGCCUUACAACAGAAUCUGCCUCAGGCGCAGAGUCCCUCUGCAUACCUCUGUCAUUUUAAUGGUGGAUAAUUGUCUUUUAAAGAAACAAAAACUGCAAUUUUAUUUAAGUGAACUGCAGUUUUACAGUUAAAAAAUCUUUUAUUCCUCCCUUGUUCCUACUUGUGUGUGAGUGGUUAAAUCGAGCACUUUUUGACCUUUAGUUGAACAUGUCAUCCCUUUCUCUAAAGACUGAGCUCGUUUUUAGAACCAGAUCCAGAAUGUCUUCAUCAGUCUUCCCUCCUGUGAAAAUCCCUUUCUUGCCACAUAAAUUGUUCUCAUGAAGUUUACAGAGGUGACAUUGGCACAUUAUGGCAGCACCUUCAAAUGUCUAUUGGUCUUAAUGCUGUUUUUAAUAUAUAUAUUUCACCCAGAUUCAAUGGCGGUCAUAAAUCCUAAUAGGAAUUUGUUACUGUGUAUGACCUCUUUUUUUUUUUUUUAACACAAAUAUUUACACUGGAAGAUGUUCAGAGAUUUAAUCAGUGUUGCAUAAUAAAAAUGAAUAAACUUGUUAAAAUA